AUGGCCACGAACGGCGACUCCGGUCGAGCUUCCGGAAGCCUGGUCGAUGCAUCGGGCUACAAGUUUACGGAAAAAGAUACCAAACCCGGAAAGAUGAAAGUCAAGAAGACCUCCAAGGCCUCAACGAAGAAGAAAGCAGAUGGUACAUUCCAGAACAGCGACGGGCACCCGCCCACUUGGAUCCCCGCAGAACUGAUAGAAUCUCUCAUUGCAGAAUCGAAAGACGGCCCCAUCGAUUCCUCACCCACAUCCCCCCUCCCGAAAUUGGACGACAAACUUGCAGCAUCUUUCCCCACAGGCAAACCUCGCGAAGAGGACCUCCUCGAGACGGUUAUAUGCAAGCACUGCAAGCGUCCUGUCCUCAAACCGACGGCCCCGGAACAUAUUCGUGGAUGUCUCAAAGCGAAACAGGAGAAGGCGCGCAAGAAGAAGGAAGCUCGCGAUGCGGCUAAUCGCGCGAAGGUAGUUGAUGGUAAGGAGGAAGAUGAUACGCGUGAUAAGAUUGAUGGGGAGGACUCGAUGAAGGGACAGAAGAGCGCGAAGAAAAGCGCUGUGAAGGGGACUGAUGAUACGAAGAAGGGCAAGAAGCGGAAGGCUGAUGAGGAUGAUAAGGAGCCUAAGAAGAAAAAGAAGAAGGAUGAGCCGAAGGCUAAGGCUGCUAAGCCUAAGGGGCCGGUUGAUGUUGAGAAGCAGUGUGGUGUUACCUUGCCUAAUGGUGCACAGUGUGCUCGCUCGUUGACUUGUAAGAGUCAUUCGAUGGGAGCUAAGCGUGCAGUUCCAGGUCGGUCUCUUCCGUAUGAUAUGCUGCUUCAACAGUAUCAGAAGAAGAACCAGGCGCGCCAGCAGAAGGCUGCUAUCGAUGCCAAUGCUCCACUUCAAGAAGAUAUCGACACAAAUGGCCCUGUUGAUUCAGACGAAGAGCGAGACACCGUUAUGGCUGCCAUUGCUCGCUCAAAUCCUCAACCUCUCGCUACUCACACCCUCAUCACUUCCAAGACUAAAUACCGAUAUGUCCGCAUCAAGGAACAAAUGCUACAUGCUAUUGGUGGGCGUGGAGGGGGAGGCAUCUUCUCCACGACCGAUGAUACCCAGUCUCUUUUUGGUGGAAAUAUUUUCCAACCGUUUGAUACUGAGAUUGAUACAUCUUCCUCUCCUAUGAUUCUAUCUGCUGAGCACGGCGACGGUGCUGGCUCUAUGGAUGGCUCAAGGAAGACACCAAUCCAAAAUGUCCGGAAGUUGUCCGUUGCUACUGCAUCCUAA
Penicillium angulare is the source of this 1260-nucleotide messenger RNA. Its product is annotated as deubiquitination module subunit SGF73. NCBI's taxonomy places the organism in Eukaryota, Fungi, Ascomycota, Eurotiomycetes, Eurotiales, Aspergillaceae. Gene Ontology annotation, cellular component: SAGA complex. The record is from RefSeq and is a predicted model, not a curated record. The transcript is spliced from 3 exons. The coding region runs from base 1 to 1260 and encodes 419 amino acids. Gene Ontology annotation, biological process: regulatory ncRNA-mediated heterochromatin formation; regulation of transcription by RNA polymerase II; RITS complex assembly.